Molecule: messenger RNA, 2172 nt
Organism: Mobula hypostoma (lesser devil ray)
Lineage: Eukaryota; Metazoa; Chordata; Chondrichthyes; Myliobatiformes; Myliobatidae
Gene: xrcc6
Product: X-ray repair complementing defective repair in Chinese hamster cells 6
Exons: 13
Coding region: 97-1926 (609 amino acids)
Biological process (GO): telomere maintenance; double-strand break repair via nonhomologous end joining
Cellular component (GO): nucleus; Ku70:Ku80 complex
Molecular function (GO): double-stranded DNA binding; telomeric repeat DNA binding; damaged DNA binding
Source: RefSeq, a predicted model, not a curated record
UCUCGCGAGACCAGAUGGUCCCGGGACCUGACGGUGAGCGCACGACUGCGGGUCCGGACCGGAGAGAGAACAGCCAGCGGCUCCCCUGCAGCGGACAUGUCGGACUGGCGCUCGCACUAUCCCAAUGAGGACGAGGAGGAUCAGGAUGAGGUCGAGGAGAAUGAAGAGGAAUUCAAGUUCACAGGAAGGGACAGUUUAAUCUUCCUAAUUGAUGCCUCAGAAACUAUGUUUGAAGAGGACAGUGAAACAAAGAUUUCACCAUUUGAUAUGACCAUUCAGUGUGUUCACAAAGUUUACACCAGCAAAAUCAUCAGCAGUGACCGUGACCUCCUGGCCGUUGUCUUCUUUGGGACUCGAGAGCACAAGAACUCUGUUGACUUCAAGCAUGUUUAUGUGCUCCAUGAACUGGACACUCCAGGUGCUAAGCGGGUGCUGGAACUGGACAAGUACCAAGGGGAGAGAGGCUACCAGCUCUUCAAGAAUGAGUUGGGCCACAGCAGAGACGUCUCUCUGAGUGAUGCACUGUGGGUCUGCUCCAAUCUCUUCAGUGACAUCAGGCUUAAGCUGAGCCACAAGCGCAUCAUGUUGUUCACUAACAAUGACGACCCUCACGCUGCUGACAGCUCCAAAGCACGCAUGGCCAGAACCAAGGCCAGUGAUCUCCGAGAGACAGGUAUUAUCCUUGACCUAAUGCACCUGAAGAAGGCUGGUGGGUUUGAUAUCUCUCUCUUCUACUGCGACAUUGUGAGCCUGUCGGAGGAUGACGAGCUGGGCCUGCAGGUCAAGGAAUCAGCCAAACUGGAUGACCUGCUUCAGAAAGUCAGGGCCAAGGACCACAAGAAACGAGCGCUUACCUGGGUAAACCUGAUCCUGGGCGGAGGUGUGGAGCUCUCGGUUGCCGUGUACAACCUCAUCUAUGGCGUCAAGAGACCUGGUGCAAUCCGCCUCCACCGGGAGAGCAACGAGCCUGUCAAAACCAAAACCCGGUGGUUCAAUGGAGAGACUGGCAGCCUGCUGCUGCCCAGUGACACCAAGAAGGCCCAGGUGUACGGACAGCGACAGAUUGUGAUGGAGAAGGAGGAGACGGAGGAGCUGAAGCGGUUUGAUAAUCCCGGCUUGGUUCUCAUUGGCUUCAAGCCAUUGUCUCUAUUAAAGAAGCAUCACCACAUCAGGUCAUCGCAGUUCAUUUACCCUGAGGAAGAGCUGAUAACAGGAAGCACUACUCUGUUCAGCGCGGUACUCACCAAGUGCCUGGAGAGGAACGUGUGCGCCAUUUGUCGGUACACAUCGCGGAGGAACACCCCGCCUCGAUUCGUCGCAAUGGUCCCGCAAGAGGAACAGCUGGAUGAUCAGAAAAUGCAAACCAUGCCUUCAGGAUUCCACCUGAUCUUCCUGCCAUUUGCCGAUGACAUCAGGAAGGUCAGUUUCACAGAGAAGGUGGUGGCCAAUCGAGAUCAGAUCGAGAAGAUGAAGAGAGUGGUGCAGAAGCUCAGGUUCAAGUACAGGCCCGAGAGCUUUGAGAACCCUGUGAUUCAGAAGCACUUCCGCAAUCUGGAGGCACUGGCGCUCGAUUUAGAGGAACCAGAAGAAAUGGAGGACCUGACACUGCCAAAGAACAAUGUGAUAGAUGAGAGAAUCGGCCAGCUGGCUGAGGAAUUCACGAGUCUGGUUUAUCCUCCUGACUACAACCCCAACGCAAAGGGCCAGCAGAAGAGGAAGCUGGACGACUCAGCCGGCAGAGCGGAGAAGAAGGCAAAGGUGGAGGCGUCUCUGGGGGAGGACGAGAUCAGGCAGCACCUGCAGAGCGGGACUCUGAGCAAGUUAACCGUGCCCGUGCUGAAGGAGGUCUGCAAACAGUACGGACUGAAGGGCAGCAAGAAGCAGGAGUUAUUGGACGCCAUCUCCAACUACUUCAGCAAGCACUGAGGGCUGAGGUGCUCACCACCCAGGCCUGUCCAAGCAGAACCCAGAAGGCUGGACAGACAAACAGUGACCCACAGAUCUGUUCACCUAGGCCCCCGGCUCCACUGCUGGUUGCCGGUAGAGAGCUCUACUCCAAGAACAACUCACAGGCUAUUUUUGUACGUUUUGUAUUUUUCACAUUUAUUCUGGAGUUUGCUUUGCAAAACUACUUGUAACCAAUAAAACAUGUUUUGAAAGUCAUUUUUUGCC